Messenger RNA from Aspergillus tanneri, 2229 nucleotides. RefSeq lists its product as uncharacterized. Lineage: Eukaryota; Fungi; Ascomycota; Eurotiomycetes; Eurotiales; Aspergillaceae. Gene Ontology annotation, molecular function: metalloendopeptidase activity. The transcript has 9 exons. Bases 1 to 2229 code for a protein of 742 amino acids. The record is from RefSeq and is a predicted model, not a curated record.
AUGCAGUCCGGUUUGAUAAGCAUAAUCCAUACAAUCGCUCUUGUUUCCCAGGUUGGUGCAUGGCAUCUAGACAGACCCUGUCAAGACCUAGGGUAUGGAGAUAUAAUUCGCCAGGGGAUGACCAGCGCCAUAGAUCUAGCACAGGCAGCAACGGACACUCUGCAGGCCCUGAGAGAUAAUACCUACAACCAGGCUCAGAUGGAUCUAUUUGAGUACAUGUUUGGAUUUGCCAUUGAGACUGUCAACGGACAAAGACGGAUUAACCAAAGAGAUUGGGCAUAUAUCAAUCUCAUCUACUGCGAUUACUCUCGCUAUAUCGAAGGCAAGCGUUGCAAUGGCAACGAUGACAAAAACCGUGCCUGUGAUAAGGACACUAGCGAGGAUGUUAUUAUGUCCUCAGCGUAUAAGUGGUGCAAGUCGACCUCUGGAUACAUUCCAGUCAUGGCCGUGACUACCUCAAACGGCCCUAGCAACUUUGGGCAAGUAGAUCUAUGUGCCUGGUAUUUAAAGUUCAUGUCGACAUCGGAGAGAAGGUACUGGCGGGACCUGGGAUCCAGGUCGUUAUUGGCGUGGCCACUGCAUAAAAUAUACAGCACGUCUUUGCUGCACACCGAGAUGGAUGCUGCUGCUCUGUUCGAUCAUACACUGUUACAUGAGCUCACACAUGCCAUUGGCGAGCUUCCAACUUCGGAUACCUCCGGAUAUUUCAGCUAUGGGUGGAAACGCUGCGUGAAGCUCGCUAGGGACCAUGAGAAAGGGAUCAAUAAUGCAGACAAUUAUGCCUAUUUUGCUUUAGGAGCUAGGAUGGUCAGCCCUAACAAUAACCGGCCAGCUGUUUGUCCAAACAAAGAUGGAUCAAUCAGCCCACUGCUAGAGAAUCAACAAAAUCAGCCUCAACCAGAGCCUCAUCAAGCUCUAUUUGAGAGGACUUAUCUGAAGAAGGGCACUGUACUCAAGGUCAAGCCCUCACCUGUUCAUUCGCAAGGACUGUCUCCUAUCCAGUCUCCGAGUCGAUUCCCCAGACAUUCACCUACCCGUUCUCCUAUGCAGUCUCCUAUCAAGUCUCCCGUCCAGUCUCCUACCCAUUCUAUCCAUUCUCGUAAACUGUCCCGGAGCUGGCCGCCUGGAGGAUCGCAAUCGGUGCCAUUGGUGCCAUUGAGUAUGCCUUCGAAAUCCUCGACCAGUUCUACGAGUGCUGUGCCAGUUUCAUCCAUGUCGCACACUCAAACCUUGAGUUCGCUAAAUGGAAAGACUUUUUCUGUCUCGUCUACAUCACCUCUAUCAAUUCCAUCGUCAAUAUUCUUAACGCCAGCAUUGUCUAUAUCACAAUCUUCGACUUCCUCAUUAAAUGCGCUCACGAUAAUCCCCAUCACCAACGCGGACACAACCACGCAGGUCACCUACACAGCGACCACCACGGAGGUGGACCGCCAGCCAACAGGUGUAUGGAAAUGCCACGGUGAGGUGUGCAACCCCAGUGGCUGCACUAUCCCGACGUUUUGUACUAAAUCCGAUCUUGGUGCGUCCUGGGGAUUGUGCUGUGGGUUUGUACCUGUUCCGGUGGGAUUUAUCCCUUCGCCAGGAGGGCCUCCAUUUCACGGACCUGUACCUAUUCCUCUUUCUGGUCCUAUUCCUAAACCUCAUCCUGACCCUCAUCCAAAACCUGGUCCUGGGCCUCAUCCUCAUCCUAAUCCAGAAGCUGGGGAGAAUGAGAAAUCCACAAGAUCAAGUACCAGAACCACUGAGUCAAGUUCUAUCAAUUCCACCAGCUCAACAACAUCCAGUCCUAGUUCCAGUUCCAGCUCAAGUCCAGAAGAGACACCGGUAUAUCAUUACUGGGACUGGGAUGGACAGCACAAUUGGCUUGAAAUGCAGCAGUCGAUACUCUUAAAGAUGGAGACUCUCUCCCCCUCCUCUUCUACCUCUAUCUCUACUCCUACCCCUACCCCUACAUCUGCUAUAUCUACCACAUCUAUAUCGACUACAUCUACAUCUGCUACUAUAUCUACACCUACUACUUCGACUAUAUAUACGACAUCACCCAUAACAAUCAUCACCGUUACCUUCCCUCACACUACAUUCACCACGAUAAAAAAAUACAUCUGCAAGCCAACUGUCUCCCUCCUCGGCGACGGUAUCUGGCGCUGUGCCUGCACGACCGACGGCACCACUGUGACAAUUCCGACCAUUAAAUCUCAUUUAUGUCAAUAUACCGCUAUAUCUAUUUAG